Nelumbo nucifera (sacred lotus) is the source of this 672-nucleotide messenger RNA. The record is from RefSeq and is a predicted model, not a curated record. Lineage: Eukaryota; Viridiplantae; Streptophyta; Magnoliopsida; Proteales; Nelumbonaceae.
AUGGGAUUUCUUCUACAGAAUGGUUUCUCCGCGUCGAAGGCUGAUGUUUCUCUCUUCAUUAAACAUUGGGAUAAUCACAUCCUCUUGGUUCUCAUUUAUGUAGAUGACAUAUUGGUCACUGGGUCUGAUACGGGGUCCAUCGCCUCUCUCAUUCAAUCCAUGAGCUCCAUCUUUGCUGUUAAGGACUUAGGUGAUCUUCAUCACUUUCUUGGUUUGGAAGUUCAUCGGCACUCUACUGGCAUUUUUCUCUCCCAACGGCGAUACACUAUGGAUCUCUUACGUCGUGCCAAGAUGGAUGGUGCCAAGCUUAUAUCCACCCCUAUGUCUGCUUCUUGCAAGCUCAGUAAGUCCUCUGGUGGUCCAAUCUUUGAUCCUUUGUUAUUUCGUAGUAUUGUGGGUGCCUUGCAAUAUCUUACCUUCACAAGGCCUGACAUUGCCUUUGCUGUAAGCAAAUUAUGCCAAUUUCUGCACAAUCCUCUCUCGAAACAUUGGAUGGUCGCCAAGAGGAUCUUACGCUAUCUGAAAGGCACUCUCCCCUUUGGUCUCCACUUCUCUCCAUCAGACACUCUACGAUUACAGGCCUUCUCUGAUGCAGAUUGGGCUGGGUGCCUAGAUGACCGACGCUCUCAAAGUGGAUUCUGCAUUUUCAUGGGUCAUAACCUCAUAUCUUGA